AAACAUAUUUUUCCUGCAUGUCGUUGGGAACCAUUUGAUCCAGAAAAACGUUGGACUGCUCAUGAACCACCAAAAAAUCGUUUUUGUGUUAAAUAA
Adineta steineri is the source of this 96-nucleotide messenger RNA. NCBI's taxonomy places the organism in Eukaryota, Metazoa, Rotifera, Eurotatoria, Adinetida, Adinetidae. The record is from the annotation of a GenBank genome assembly.